Messenger RNA from Medioppia subpectinata, 2181 nucleotides. NCBI's taxonomy places the organism in Eukaryota, Metazoa, Arthropoda, Arachnida, Sarcoptiformes, Oppiidae. The record is from the annotation of a GenBank genome assembly.
AUGAUGUAUCCAUUAUAUUCGGCUACCAUUUGUGAAUUGGGAAUGCAUUUGAUUUCAUAUUAUUUGGACGAACAAAACGAAUGGGCGCUUAAUAUCGACGAAUUGAGCCGCGCUUACGAAGAAUCCAAGAGUCACUGCAAACCCAAAGCGAUUGUUGUGAUAAACCCGGGAAACCCAACCGGUUCUGUACUCACCCGACAUAAUAUUGAAGAUAUUAUUCGUUUUGCAAAACAAAACAAUUUAAUAAUAAUUGCUGACGAAGUAUAUCAGCACAAUAUCUGGAAAAAUGGGGCAAAGUUUUACUCAUUUAAGAAAGUAAUGCAUGAAUUAGGCAUAAGACUUGAAUUGGUGUCAAUGAUGAGCGCUUCCAAAGGUUUUAUGGGCGAAUGCGGUCUUCGGGGCGGAUAUUUAGAGAUCUCUAAUUUUGAUGCUCAGGUGAAGGCCAUGUUCUUGAAGAUGUUGAGCGCCCGACUCUGUUCAUCCAUUUUAGGCCAAAUAGCGAUGGAUUGUGUGGUGAAACCGCCUGCCAUUGGAUCGCCUUCUUAUGAGACGUUUAUUAAAGAAAAGGAAGAAGUCUUAGAAUCUCUACGAUUGAGGGCUAAACUGACAGCCGAUACGUUUAAUUCGAUACCAGGAAUAGUGUCCAAUCCAGUGGCCGGCGCUAUGUAUGCCUUUCCCAGAAUUGUUUUGCCAGAAAAAGCUAUUAAAGCGGCCGAAGAGAGGGGACAGAAAGCAGACUUUUUCUAUGCGAUGACUUUACUGGAAAAGGCGGGUAUUUGUGUAGUGCCGGGCUCUGGCUUUGGCCAAAUUCCUGGUACUUAUCACUUCCGGACCACUAUUUUGCCACAAAUUGACAAAUUGGAGAAAAUGAUGAAAAAUGUUUGCAAUCGUUUGACAACAAACACAACAAACACACAAACCAUGCAUUCAAUCACCAAAUCGUGCGAUACUUUCGUUGUGUUACCGCCGAUGACGGCCAACAAUCUGACCGUUUUUGGCAAGAAUUCCGACAGACCUAAUGGUGAGGUCCAGGAGAUUGUCUUUUAUCCGUCACAAACACAUGCAAUUGAGUCCAAAACAGAGUGCACUUACAUAUCAAUUGAAUCGACACCACAAACACAUGCAGUCAUCUUAAGUAAGCCGUCGUGGAUGUGGGGCUCAGAGAUGGGCGCCAAUGAGUUUGGUGUCUGUGUUGGCAACGAAGCCGUUUGGACACAACUCAAUGGACCCAAUGAUGUGGACGAACGACUUCUGGGCAUGGAUUUGGUCCGAUUGGCACUCGAAAGAGCUCAGACCGCUCGACAGGCUCUCGAUGUGAUGACCGCUUUGUUGGAGAAGUACGGACAGGGAGGCACCUGUUCCGACACCUCCUCCUUCACGUAUCACAACGGCUUUCUUAUAGCCGAUCCAAACGAGGCCUUCGUUCUCGAGACGGCUGACAGACAAUGGGCUGCAGAACGGGUGGAGACGGGCUUCAGGAAUAUAUCCAAUUGUCUUAGCAUUGGAACCAAAAUUGAUUUCAUGAGCAAAGACUUGAAACAAGUGGCCAUUGAUAAGGGCCUCUGGGAUGGCGUCCAAGAGUUUAACUUCGCUAAAGUCUACGGCACUGGAAGUGCUGACAACCAAAGAUUUAUUGCUGGAAAAGAGUUACUACAGAACUAUUCCAAAGACAACGCGUUUGAUAUAAAUUCAAUGAUUGCAAUCCUGAGGGACGAGUCGAGUGGUAUUUGCCGCUCAUGUGAUGACGCUUUCCCCUCGACAUCGAGUCAAGUUUCGGUUCUAUCGAAGACUGAAUCGCGUCCGUCCUGUCACUGGUUUACGGGAACCCCAGACCCGAAGCAUUCGGUGUUCAAACCAUUUGUGUUUUGCCCCAACUUUGAGAUGAGUCCAAACAUUGUUUCGCCGGCAAUACCUGACGAUCCCGUGAAGACUAUCCCUCGCUUCCAACGACAAGUUGAUAGAAGACAUACUCUCUAUAAAAUGCAUGAAAACUUUUACCCAAAACUGAUUCAAACCAAUAAUGAGGGACAGGAAUUGCGUCAAACACUCAGCCGUUUGGAAAGCGAUUGUAUUGAAGAAGUGGAGCGAAUGCUUAAUCAGUUCGACCCAAACGACCAAUCAUUUAAUGUUAAGGACCUGUUUAACGAUUGUGUCGAAUCUGAACUCAGAUUUUAUAAAUGA